CUGUCAAAAGUUGGGUGAAAUCAAAGCUGCAUCCCACUUGCACUAAUGCAAAACCAUCACCCAAAUUCGUCAGCGCUUCCAUCGCCUAUGGAAACCACUCAGAUUUUUUUUGAAUGUUGACUAAUGUCUAAUGUAUCUGCUUUCAAGUCUCAGAUCUCAGGUGUGAAGUCUUAGGUAUCAAGUCUCAGAUCUCAAGUCUCAUAUCCAGGUCGCAUGUCUCGGGUCUAAGGUCUCAUGUCUAAAGUCUCAUGUCGAUGAUAUCAGGUUUCAUAUCUCAUAUCUCAUGUGUCAGGGCUUAGGUAUCAGGUCUUCAGGUCUUGGGUAUCAGUAAUUCUCAGGUCUCAGUCCUCAGGUUUCAAGUCUCAGAGCAUAGGUCUUAACUCUAAGAUCUCAGGUUUCAUGUCUCAUGGCGUCAGGACUCAGUUCUCAAAAGUUUAAAAUGUCUGGACGAGCCGUUACUCAAAACUGAGUGACUGAAAGUUUCUGCGGGUUGGUAGAAUAUAACUCAAAACCCUUAUUUUUUGUUCUAAGCGUGAGUGAAACAUCAAAACAAACAUGAAAUUUUCUUCGCUGGACGCGUUUUUCUUUCGGAAAAAUUAAUGGUAUUUUUAUUCAAGUUUUGAAACAUAGUGAAGUGAUUUUCAAAAGUUUCGUUUCCGUUAUCCACACGUAAAACCGCUCGCCGAAAUGACACGAAACUAUAUCCGGAAAACUAACAACAGAGAUUGGUCCGUCGAAAACUUGAACCGAGCCCUCCAAGCUAUACGGCAGGGCAUACCGGUUCAAAGAGCGGCCAAAAAGUACCAAAUUCCGAGGGCAACGUUGCAACGCUACGCCCACCAAGAUCUAAAGCAGGGUGGAGUUCAGAUUAUUACACCUGGAUGGAAAACGGUGUUUACGGAAGCUCAGGAGCAGCAGCUGGUGCGUCAUGUGCUGAAUCUGACCCAACAUAUUUCUGGGUUGACUACACAGCACAUUCGGAGGGCUGCCUUUGCUUUUGCGGAGAAAAACAAAAUUCAGCAUCCGUUUGAUCGAGUUAGCAAAGCUGCUGGCAGAGACUGGUGCAAAGCCUUUCUGAGAAGACACAAAGAAAUAAAGUUGGAACGUGGAGUAGCAAGGAAUGUGGCCAGAGACAAGGCCUUCAAUCGGGAGGAUGUGGGGAAGUUUUUCGACAAGUUAAAGGCAUUCAUGGAUGGUUGUCAAAACCCUGACGCCCGAGUGUACAAUGUCGACGAGACUCUUUUCUCAACUGUAGCAUGUUACACCUCUGACCAUACAUUACAUUUUUCUGAUGAAACCGAACAGUUUGACACCGUCAGUACAGCUAUAUUUGCGAUGUCGGCGUCAGGAGAUUUUGUACCACCCUUGUUCGUUUUUCCACCGGAUCGUAUGCCGGCCUCUUUCCAAGAGAAGGCACCACCAGGAUCGAUUUUCGAAUAUACAGCCAGAGGAUGGAGCGCCUUCAAAACCUACACCAGGUGGUUCGAGCAUUUCAUAAACUACACAAAACCAACCAAGGAAGCACCAGUCUUACUCAUCAUCGGCGAACGGUCAAUCUUUAAUCGGAACCCAGCUGACCCGAAAAAGUUGGCAAAACAGAACCACGUACACAUUGUAACGGUACCGGAACAUACAGAGCACAAGCUGCAACCGUUGAAUGUGGGAUUCAUGCCACUAUUAAAGGCCAACUAUACCGUAGGUCUCGAAAUGUUUUCGGAACGGCAUUCUGCGGUAACUUUUCACGAUAUACCAUCGCUGGUAAAUGAGGCUUACACGGCAACGGCAACAACGCUAACUGCGGCAGACGGGUUCCGAGCUUGUGGAAUAGUUCCCUUCAAUCCGGAGAUUUUUCCAGACUCGGACUAUGCUGCUGCCGAUUUCCUGCGUUCCUCUGAGGUCCAGUCUGGGGAGGGUAUGGAUCUAGUGUUUCCCGGUUUCGAUAUGGACACGGAAGAAAGCGGCGCAGAAAUACAAUGUCAGGCAAAUCAGUCUGCAGAAAAUGGACAACCUGCUCGUCAUACCGAUACCAGUCAUCCAGAUUGGGUUCCAUCGUUAGCACUACCGGAAAGUAGCAAAAGAAAGUCACAAAGCCGCGCCACCUCCGAUGAACGUUUUGAACUAAUCAUCCCAGAUGAGGGCCACGCAGCUGGUGAAGAACGGUUGAUUGUGUCGUCCGGACAAGAGAUAAAAGUCGAAGAUCUCCUUGAUGGAGAUGAGGAAAACUUCGAAAUUGAAGCCCUGGAAGACGAUGUCGCAGCCAUCGAUGGUUUUAAAGUUGAAGCAGCUGGCGAUCUUUACGAAAUUCAUGAAGUCGGAGGUCCUGAAACAACGGAUCAAGAUCCCGAAACAACGGAUGAUGAGCUUGAAACAAAAGGUCGUUUUCCGUUUACAGUGCGCGCAAAACCCCCGAAAGAUGUACAAAUUCCACCUACACGGGACCUCGAGAAAAAAAACGCGAAGCUGUUAGAGACUUUAGACGAACUCAAACAAAGAGUAGCUGAUUUGGAGAAACGGCUGGGAGUAAAGAAUCGAGACUUCGAAUGUCUAAAGGAUAGUAAGAAGUGUAGCUUUUUCACAGGCUUUCACAGUGUCUUGUUGCUCAAGCGUAUAUUCGGAAUUGUGGGACCGUUUCUGGACCAGCAAGAUACCCGAUUUACCAAAGAGCAAAUGUUCGUAAUGACCCUGACGAAGCUGAAAUUGAACGUUAUGUACACCAUGCUUGCCUAUGAUUACGACGUUUCAGCCGAAACGAUUGUCAAAAGCUUUCAACACACCAUAACCACUAUGCACCGGUGUCUGAAACACACGUUGGUACCAUCACCCAAGGAAGUCGCUGUGCAGAAAACGCCAUCAAUGUUUUCAGCCGCCCUGGGACACAAGCGGAUUUACAUCUUGUGCCCGUUUCACACCAAAACGGAAAAUUCUUCCGGUGUCCGCGAUUCAAUGAGCAAUUUCAUGUCAGACAAAAAGAUAGAGACGGUAAAGUUUUUGAUUGCUGUCCAUCCGGAUGGGACAUUUGCGUUCGUCUCGGACGGUUAUUCUGUCAAACAUACUGACCUUUAUAUGGUAAACAACAGUGGUUUUCUGAGCUGUGUGGAAGCAGACGACGUGGUGCUGGUCGAUAAAAGAUUCGAAUUCAUGUCCGAUAUGGUGGGAUUGAAGAAGGCAACGCUCAUAGUUUCGAACUAUUUGCAUAGUACGAUCAAAAACCGAGCGGAGAGUUUGGUUGGAAUCAUUAGGCUUAAAUACAAUUAUCUGGCAGGGCCUCUUCACACGAAAACAUUACUACCCAUCGAAGAAGAUUUUGAAAUAUCAAAUGUCGUCGUGAAGGUUGCAUGUAUUGUGUCGAAUCUAAAUAAAGCGCAGAAAGCCGUUAAAAGUGUACCGGGUGAAAGUAGUCUUCAAUAAACUGAUCA
Messenger RNA from Uranotaenia lowii, 3416 nucleotides. RefSeq lists its product as uncharacterized. Lineage: Eukaryota; Metazoa; Arthropoda; Insecta; Diptera; Culicidae. The record is from RefSeq and is a predicted model, not a curated record. Gene Ontology annotation, molecular function: DNA binding. The transcript has 4 exons. Bases 688 to 3408 code for a protein of 906 amino acids.